UAACAAUUAGACCGCGUGGACAAUUCACCGCGGCCAAUCGCGCAGCCAAUGGACGUUAUCCGUCUCACGACGGAUAACAAACAUCUCGGAGAUCUCACGCCGCGUAUCGAUCGACGCAUCGACCGCGUCGCAACUGGAUCGCAACCGACCGAUCCGAAGAAUUCGGAAACAUCGGAGGCUUAAAAUCGUAUCGACCGCGUAACGGCGUAACUGGCCGCGAGGAACUUUGCCAUUUGAGAGACUUAAUUUGUGUCUACGCGACAUAGCGUACAACCAGAGGUUGUAGGCGGCGUAAUAACUCAUUAAGCGAAAUUGGCCAUGUUUCCGAUGCCGUUUCUCGGGCCAUCCUAUGUAUAGGGUGCUCGCGCGCGCUCGAGGUGUGCGCUGAGUCAGCUCCUAACACAGAGGGUGUUAGUUAGAAUUAUUAUUUCUGCCGGGGAGCCUGUCAGUGUGCAUCGCAGAUGAAUGGGACAACAAACAACGCCGUUACCGCGUUACCGCGUUACCGCGUUACUUGCGUUAUCAUUUGCUAAAGAUUGCUUGUGCUGACAAACGUGAGUUAAUUCUGUCGGAAAGUUUAUGCGCCGAGGAUGCGCCGAAGAACGCUUCGGGUACGGGGACGAGUAUUUUCAUUUCGAGAAUAUGACGCACAACGUACAACAUUCUUCAUAUUCUCCGACGCGACAAUCAAUUGAGUACACGCCGAGCAUUUUGCCUGAAAAAAUGAAAAAAUGAAGGAAGAUAAGAUCGGAAGUAGUAAGGAAAGGAAGAGUAGUAGUAGUGUGGCCGCGAUCGAGUGCGACAAUUCUGAAAGACAAUUUUGAAAGAUUCGACUCAAGAGCGAUCGCUCCUACAUAUCUAUAUGUACUAUGUAGUUGAGCCAACAGAGUUGAGCGUUUAUCACCGAACACACACACACACACACAAUUUCGACUUUUUCCGCGCGAACGUUAGAGCCUGGCACUGAUUGCCCAGGUGCCUAUCGAGAGAAUUGCCCUGGGCAAAGUACGUGAAUUUUUAGCUGCGGCUCAUUCCGCCUUCGGCGGGCAAAAUGAGAAAACGUGAGAGCGCGUCGCGACGAAGCGCGAAGAAGCGCGCCGCGAUUUUGCGGAAGUCGCGCUCGUUUAAGGAGCGAUCGCUGAAUGAAAACAAAUGGCGUUUCAUGGACGGUUGAGCUACGUCAGGCUGCGGAUCAUAAAUCCGACGCAUGAAGCGGAAGAGCGUAGGCAUCAUAGCCUUCCGUCGUUCUGAAAGUAGCUGCGGAAACGUACGUUUCAACGAACAAAUUCGUCUCGUGGCCGCUGCUGACGUGAGAACAUAAAACGACGAGCGCGACGGUGUGUAACGGUGAUUUAGGCUUUAACGGUGGUUCUUGCUUCUUGGUGAAUGCGUCGAACCGGUAUGAGUUCGAAGUGAUGAAUUUCGUCUCUGAGGGUGACGCGAGCGAGAAUACGAAUUUCGGUACGUCCGAAAUGGCGGAAUUCACAUGCGACGCGCCGGAGGAGAAGGAAGCCGCUGCGAAAAACGCGACGUCCACUUGCGACAAACGACACUGCAGGGAGAUGCGAAUGGAGAAGUUACCCCCUUACCUUCGGGACAGAGAGAGGAUACUUUAUCCGCGUAACACGAGAACCCUGCCGAAGACACCGGUGAUCGGUGGACAGCCUAUCGAAGAGGAAACAUGUAUGGCUUUGAGAACGUUGGUCUUCGGCUCCUGCGCGACCCCACCUAAGGCCGAAUGGGCAAGAACCGGGCUGACUCUACGACCAUACGGACAAAGUUUGGCCUUUGGACUGAGAGCGCCGAGGAACACAACGAGAGGCCUCGUCACUGCGGUGCAAGCUGUCAUGCUAAAGCACUUUUUAUUCAAAUGCGACAGGCAAGAAUUUCGCACCGGACCCGAGACUCUGCUGAAGCCUUCGUACGAUCGGCAGAUCGAGGUCUUGACUUCCGCGAUAUCAGAGAUCAUUUGGCGUUGCGCCGGCGGCUUCUCUGUGUCCACAUAUCCGAACGUAGUCAGCAACAUCGUGCCAGAGGCCGUGGUGGCUCUGCCACAGGAGACACCGUAUGUUCAGCAUAGCGUGCAAUAUUUCCAGGAUGGAUUAACGGAAACGCUGCACCUCUUCGAGUUCAACUCCUUGGAGAAUCUCGAGAUAUUUAUCAAGAGAUACUUGUACUUGUUUCACGACGAGGGCGGACCCGGUGCAGUGUUGCUACUGUAUAGCGCAGUGCUGUCAAGAGGUCUCUCAAAAGCGCGGAACGAUUUAGAGGAUCCGAAGGCAUCGAUCCUCGGCGGUUGCACGGAGGAAGGUCCGAUUAGCGUCGUCAUCUUCAUUCUGACCGGUCGUGCUUCGCCGCAUCUUCACAAUGGAGUACUUCAUGUUGGCGAUGAAAACACAUACGCUGUGCCACAGUGGGGAGUUCUCAUGAGAAGCGAAGUGGGAUUUUUAGUACACGAAGGCGACAGCGGUGUGAGCAAGCAACUGGGUUCUCGUCUGAAGACACCCAGUCUACCGAUAUGGGUGACUCUCUGCCUCGGCCAUCACGGGGUGCUCUUCAACACAAACCGAGAGUUGUUGAGAAACUAUCACGCGGAAAGACGGUUCGAGAUUCAAUAUUUCACCUGCGGCGGUAGUCACGCUACGUUAACGGUGGACACCAGGGCGAACGAAGCUUCCGGGGCACCAGAUGCUGCUGCAAUAGAAACCGCUGACAUCGCCGCGACACCGUUAGAGAAACUCAUUCGAUCCAAGUGGCAGGAUGCUCUGAUACAAUGGAAUGGAACGCCUGUGAUGUAAAAAUGUACGAGAGGAUGACUGCACACCGGAUCUUUUUCUUCCCGCGUUGAGCGCUCGUGAUCCACAUGAUUCCACGCGACGCUAAUCGAUCAACGUUCCUCUUGUCGAUCACAUUCCGCAUAGUUAAAUCCGUUAAAAGCUUUCAAUUGUGACUUUCAGUGAACGACCGGUAGAAAGUAUUUGUAUCGCAAUAUUACAAACACAGCUGCAUUAUCAAACACACAGUAGAAACUAUUUGAAUUCGCCUAAAUAAAUAUCUACUGAUGCCGUA
This is a messenger RNA of Harpegnathos saltator (Jerdon's jumping ant), 3069 nucleotides long. RefSeq names its product inactive ubiquitin carboxyl-terminal hydrolase MINDY-4B. NCBI's taxonomy places the organism in Eukaryota, Metazoa, Arthropoda, Insecta, Hymenoptera, Formicidae. The coding region runs from base 1416 to 2798 and encodes 460 amino acids. Gene Ontology annotation, molecular function: cysteine-type deubiquitinase activity; K48-linked deubiquitinase activity. The transcript has 10 exons. Gene Ontology annotation, biological process: protein K48-linked deubiquitination. The record is from RefSeq and is a predicted model, not a curated record.